Messenger RNA from Pyrus x bretschneideri (Chinese white pear), 758 nucleotides. Its product is annotated as LOB domain-containing protein 38-like. The coding region runs from base 73 to 720 and encodes 215 amino acids. Gene Ontology annotation, biological process: regulation of gene expression. NCBI's taxonomy places the organism in Eukaryota, Viridiplantae, Streptophyta, Magnoliopsida, Rosales, Rosaceae. The record is from RefSeq and is a predicted model, not a curated record. The transcript is spliced from 2 exons.
UCCUGUUGUUGUCGUCGACGUCGUCGUCCAACAUCAGAGUUCGAUCUUUUAAAAUAUAUUAAUGCGUGAAAAAUGAGUUGCAAUGGAUGCCGAGUUCUAAGAAAGGGUUGCAGUGAUAACUGCAUCCUUAGGCAGUGCCUACAAUGGAUGGAAGAUCCCCAAGCUCAAGCCCACGCCACCGUUUUUGUGGCCAAGUUCUUUGGACGCGCCGGCCUCUUCUCCUUCAUCAACGCCGUCUCUGAGUCCCAACGACCCGCUUUGUUUCAGUCGUUAUUAUUUGAGGCGGUGGGGCGGACUAUGAAUCCGGUAAAUGGGGCGAUGGGGCUUCUUUUGAGUGGGAAGUGGGAGGUGUGCCAGGGGGCGAUGGAGACGGUGUUACGUGGUGGCGCGUUGGAGCCACUUCCCGAGUAUAGUCGUGACAUCCAUUAUGUUCGUGAACAUCAGGUUCGAGAAGUACAACGGCAGUCUACCAAGAGGAAGAGGCCUAAUUUUGAUGUCAAUGAUAAUGAUGAUUGCGUGGAGAAUUUCCGAUCUCCCGAUCUCAAUCUUAGCUUGACAUCUGCAACUGGAUUGAUGUCGAGGACGAAACGUAGGGAUUGUAGAGCGGCAACGCCGUCAGUUGAACACUCAGAAACGACGACGUUGGGGAGUUCUUCACCAGAGAAUAAUUGUACUGCUGGUAAUUUAGAGAGAACAAAGCUUCUGAGGUUAUUCAUUUGAAACUUUGUUCUCCUUUUUGUAGUUGCCGAGUAAAUAAU